Molecule: messenger RNA, 2838 nt
Organism: Hylaeus volcanicus
Lineage: Eukaryota; Metazoa; Arthropoda; Insecta; Hymenoptera; Colletidae
Product: octopamine receptor beta-1R-like
Exons: 4
Coding region: 1534-2325 (263 amino acids)
Biological process (GO): adenylate cyclase-activating adrenergic receptor signaling pathway
Cellular component (GO): membrane
Molecular function (GO): octopamine receptor activity
Source: RefSeq, a predicted model, not a curated record
CACCAAUAUGGUACGAGCCAAUAUGGAGCCAAUAUGGACGCAUUUUAAAAACUUGUGAAAAUUUCAGUAAAUAAAGGGUCAAUAACGAAUAACAAGAAGCGAAAGUAAAGGGAGUAAUUGCAUUAGCUGAAACACUUUAUGAAAUUCUCUUCCAAUCUUCUCAUUCGCCCCGUCUUCAAUGUAUGCAUUAAACCUUUAUUAAACGUUGAUUUAAUACCGCUCGUUAUUUUCGUAGCGCCUGUAAUUUCUGCUUGUCUAUCCUGGCUCGAGGAUGUCGAAACGCGAAACGGGAAUUACAGCGACAAUUUAAUUAUUCAAACCUCAGGUCUCCGACCUUUCGGCUCCGAAAGCCGACGAUUCCGGCGAGCGCGCAGACAGCAUAAAAAUGGAAAGUGGUAACGUAAGAGAUAAGAGCUCAAAAAAACGGAGACUCAUAAAAAGUGGAGGAGUUGAAGGAGGCACGAGGCUCGCAGAAGAAGCGCGAUGGAGAAGAGCGGGGGUGUUCGAAAAGGGACGGAAACGCGAAAAGAGCGUGACUCGCGUGGAGAGAAAGAUGGCGACGUCGCGAACACGAGGGGGAGAUACGCGGCGCCACGGUUGGUCGCGACCGCGUCGCUCAGUCUACCGGUGUCGACCGGCCAAACAUGUCCAGCCGUUACUUUGCCAGUUAAAAUCGCGUGGUUCGCAUCCCUCGCUGCCACGAUCUCCCGAUCCGGUGAUUACGGCUCGAAAAGUCGCGCGGAGUGUCUCGAAUUGCGGCUCAAAACAAAAAUCUUCGAUCUACUUUGAGCCCAUGCCGCGCUCAAAAUAGUGAUACCAGCGUGGUUUCUUUUGUAAAUAUUCGAGGAAAGUGCUGAGUCGCUGAUUUGAUCAAACGCGACGACGAGGGCUCAAACUUUCUUAGUUUGAGCCAACAAAAUUGUGAAAAGUUUGUUUGGAUUGUGUUGUGGUAGUGAGUUUUGUUCGAAACGUCGAAUGGGACUCUGUAGUCGUUGAGUUUGUUACCAGUAACGAGGAAGAGUCACAAAAAUUGUGCUCAAAACAGUGUGGUAGCACUUGUUACAGACAACUCUAUAAGAUGAUAUAAGACCAAGAUGGACGGCUAGAUCUUACAAAAUUUUGAAAAAUUCAGUAAACAAAGGAUUAAACUUUAUUUGGGAUUUAUUUAGAUAUUUUAAUUCCACAUUCAAUUACCUAAUAAUAACCGGUGACACGAAGUCGCUUCCAUGUGAAAUUUCCGGUCAACAAUCCGUUAAACAGAGAAACGCUCAUUUAGACUUAGAACUGACUACGUCGAGCUCCGACGUCUGGAUGUAAAUCCCGCUAUGGAAAGCUCCGAUAGCUAGCGAACCGAAGUGUAACCGCAGGUGCAUCCGGAGGCUCCGAGCCAUCAUGCACGUGGACACUCAGAACCGUCAGCGCUUGAUCCUCCCCGUCGGCUGCAGGAACUUCAAAUCCGCGUUUCGGGAGCAACAGACUAUACCCUGAACCGUGUUGCGGCGUCUAACAUGCUCCCUGGCCGUGCCUUCUGGAAUGGAAGUCAGUGAGCCACCGGAGGAUGACGUGGACCUAUCGUUGGGCAGGAUCGGCGCUACUACGGGGAUCGAUCGUUUCUCGGAGUCGCUGAACACGACCGUGAGCGACACGUUGGAAGCGGUGACCGCCUCAGGGGACUCUUAUCAUCAGCCUAACGUGAUCUGGACGGUGAUAAAGGGCGUGGUGAUAAUCAGCAUCAUCGUUACGGCGCUGAUAGGGAAUGCGUUGGUGAUCGCCAGCGUGAGACGUCACAGGAAGCUACGCGUGCCCACCAAUCGCUACGUGGUCAGCCUGGCGGCGGCUGACUUCCUCGUGGCCGUCUGCGCGAUGAGCUUCAACGCUUCCGUGGAACUAUCCGGCCGCUGGGUCUUCGGCCGGGUCAUGUGCGAUCUCUGGAGCUCCCUGGACGUGUACUUCUCCACGGCGUCCAUACUUCACCUGUGCUGCAUUAGCGUGGACAGGUACUACGCCAUCGUCAGGCCGCUAGAGUACGCGGCCAUCAUGAAGAGGGUCACCGUCAUCUGCAUGCUGGGCGGCGCGUGGCUUCUCCCAGCUCUCAUCAGCUUCAUCCCCAUCUUCAUGGGGUGGUACACCACCGACGAACACCUGGACUACCUCAGCAAGAAUCCUGAGGUAAUGCAUUGGGAAUGCUUCGAAAGAAAAAUGAAAAGAGCAUCUCUUUCUCUCCACGGUGGGGACAUAAAUUUUGUCGUCCGAGCAGGACGAUUGAUUCAUUGUUCCGCAACGAUCGAUACCGCAGAAUCACAAAUCCUUUCAAAAGGGGAAUAAAAUGGAAAGAGAAUAUUCACGGAUUUAUGGAUUCCUUUGUCUACUAUAAAUGCAUAAGAUAAAAUUAGACGAACGACCUAUGGAAAUAAAACAAAAGAAGGAGCGCUUCUAUUUAAUUAGAUCUUUAAAUAUCAGAAGAAACGAAUCGGUGGAGCCAUUUCUUGACCAACACCAGGAGCUGGCGUGAAAAGUACUGAAUCGUUUAUUAUAUUGUACCUACUCAUAUUAAAUUUUCUAUAUUUCAUUAUAUCUACAAAUUAGUUCUCUGACAAUCAUUAUACAUACAGGCGCCGUUUUCGCGAUCGUACAACGUCGGUUAUACAUUUGUCGAUAAAAAAAUACACUGUGAUAGGUUGAAAAAUAUUAACGAAUCGAUUGUCUAACUAACAAAUUGUCUCGUUCAAUAACCAUUUGUUAAACUAUAUAGUUGAUAAUAAAAAAAAACUUUACCCUGUUCCUUAGUAUUAAGCAUUUCCUUAUGAGAGUUCUACGAUAUAAAGCUACCUACUGGCU